Acanthopagrus latus (yellowfin seabream) is the source of this 694-nucleotide messenger RNA. RefSeq names its product cytochrome c oxidase subunit 6B1. Gene Ontology annotation, cellular component: mitochondrion; respiratory chain complex IV. The record is from RefSeq and is a predicted model, not a curated record. The coding region runs from base 179 to 439 and encodes 86 amino acids. Lineage: Eukaryota; Metazoa; Chordata; Actinopteri; Spariformes; Sparidae. The transcript is spliced from 4 exons.
AAACUGAUAUUAUGGAUCUGAACAAUGAAGCUAAGUACAGGUAAGUCUGGUGUUUCAAGCGUUCCCAUGACCCGGUAUCCCAGCAUUCCUUGCGCGGUGACGAGGAAGGACAUCUUUUCGGAGACCACCGAGGACACAUCAAGAAGCGUCCCAAGACGUUUGACAGAAGCUCUUAAAGAUGGCUGAGACUAUCGAAGAGAAGAUUAAGGGCUACAGGACUGCUCCCUUUGACGCCCGGUUCCCCAACACCAACCAGACCCGCAACUGUUUCCAGAACUACCUGGACUUCCACAGGUGCAACAAGGCUCUGUCAGCCAGAGACCAGGACACGGCUCCCUGUGUUUGGUACCAGAGGGUUUACAAGAGCCUCUGCCCCAUGAGCUGGGUUGCCAAAUGGGAUGAGCAGAUAGAGAAUGGAACCUUCCCAGGGAAGAUCUGAACUCGUCAAGCCGUUAUUGAUCAGGACCGUCCACUCCAGGACAUUCUGUUACAUGCCCCUUUGCCUCUGUAGAGUGCCUAAGAACAUCUUCAAACAGCUUUCACAUGGUCAUCAUCAUUGAUGUUACUUUACUUAACCUAAACACGCACAACUUUUUACCCUGCAUGUCAAGGUCUGAAGUUUGUUUUCUCUCUCUGUUGUACACCACUCUUGAGCAGUGAUUGAUCAAUAAAUACAUUUUGGAUUUAAUUAAAA